AUGAUGGAUUCAAUGAAACCUACUUUUGAAAAAUACAAUUCUAAAUGGAAGAGCGGUAACUUAUCAUGCGUUAGUGUUUUCAAUCGUUUCAUUGUUAUUGCAGCCAAUUGUGAGUUCAGUCGAAUGAUUCUUAACUCACCAAAUUUUGUCGAACCUUCUGUUGUCGAUUCUAUGAGAUAUAUUCUUACACCUGAAAAUUGGGUAUUUUUGGAUGGUAAAGCACACAAUAACUAUCGUCGAGGACUUAACAUUCUUUUCCAAAGAAAAGCACUUGGAAGCUACCUUCCCAUCAUGGACAAAUGUUAUCAAAAAUUCUUCGAUGAAUGGCUUUCACACGAUGGUCAAGUCAGAAAAUAUCAAUGGGAUUUCAGAGAAUUGAAUAUGCAAUCCUCUCUUCGUGUCUUUUUGGGUGAUUUCAUGCCCGAAGACGUCGCUAAAAAGUGCUCUCAGGAAUACUUCAACAUCACUGCUGCUCUUGAACUUGUUAAUUUCCCAAUCCCUCUUCCUGGCACUAAGGUAUAUAAAGCCAUCAAGUCGCGUCAGUACAUUUAUAACGCUUUCAUUGAAUCCAUUAAGGAUGCACGUAUCCGUAUGGCUAACGGUGGAGAGUCAACCUGUCUUUUGGAUAAUUGGUUAAUCGCUAUGAAGCAAACUGAAAAGGAAUGCGAAGCAAAGGGAAAGCCUGCACCCCAUAAAUUUACUGAUCACGAAAUCGCUUUGACCAUUUUGACCUUUUUGUUCGCCUCUCAAGAUGCCACUUCUUCAGCUCUCACUUGGACUUUCCAACUCUUAGCUGAUCACCCUGAAGUAAUGAAGAAAGUAUAUGAUGAACAAGACGCAUUGCGUGCUGAUGAUCCUGACCAGCCCCUUACUAUGGAGUUGAUGGAAAAGUCUGUCUACUUACGUCAGGUCGUCAAAGAGUCUUUGCGUCUCAGACCACCCGUUUUGAUGGUGCCAUACCAAACACAUAAAGACUUCCCUAUCUCUCCUGAUUAUACUGUUCCUGCCAAAUCUAUGGUCAUCCCAACCACCUAUCCUGCACUUCAUGAUCCUGUUGCUUAUCCUAAUCCUGAAUCUUUUGACCCCGAUCGUUGGGGCCCCAAUGGGUGUGCCGAAGAUUACCCCAAGAACUUCAUGGUAUUUGGUAAUGGUCCUCAUCAUUGUUUAGGUAAAGAGUACGCUAUCCUCCAUUUGAUGUCUACAAUUGCCCAAGCUACCCGAAGACUUGAAUUCAAGCAUUACCCCACGGACGAGUCUGAUGUCAUCUCCUUAUUCGCUACUACAUAUCCACAAGAUGAAUGCCAUAUGAGUUUCCAUCCCAGAACCCAUACACCUUUCACUAUUUAA
Molecule: messenger RNA, 1347 nt
Organism: Mycotypha africana
Lineage: Eukaryota; Fungi; Mucoromycota; Mucoromycetes; Mucorales; Mycotyphaceae
Product: cytochrome P450
Exons: 2
Coding region: 1-1347 (448 amino acids)
Biological process (GO): sterol metabolic process
Molecular function (GO): iron ion binding; heme binding; monooxygenase activity
Source: RefSeq, a predicted model, not a curated record